Molecule: messenger RNA, 867 nt
Organism: Coniophora puteana RWD-64-598 SS2
Lineage: Eukaryota; Fungi; Basidiomycota; Agaricomycetes; Boletales; Coniophoraceae
Exons: 4
Source: RefSeq, a predicted model, not a curated record
GAGACCGAGCGGCGUGAAUUUUUUGAACGGCAUGGUGUUCGAUGGACUGAACUUGCGCGUCUCCCGUAUUUUGAUCUUGUGCGCCAGUCUAUCAUAGACCCUAUGCAUAACUUGAUUCUUGGCAUCGUAAAAACGCAAUGGUAUGAUCGGUGGAUAAAAACAUCAACGCUCCGAGCAUCAACCACCACACAAACUCGAGAGCUAGACAUUCUUCACAAGUUUCUUGCAAAGUUUGAGGUGCCCUCAUGGACUGGGAAGCUGCCGCCGCGUGUGGGUGAACCUGCUGGCGGCUCUCUGACUGCAGAUGAAUACAAGUUUGCCACAACAGUAGCAUGGCCCAUUAUGGUGAGCGCCUUGUUAUUGGUGCAGGUGGAACGUGCUACAUUGACGUCGAUCAAGAUUCCAAUCCUCUGGGACCUCUCACUGGACGAAGCUCGUGCCGAGCAUCAAACAUCACUCAAUUCUUAUCCCGCCCGGCUUGAUAAGUAUGAGAAAGAGCUAGCGAUGUGGAAAGCGGAAAACCCAGCGGGAUCAAGCACCACUGGCAAGCGGCAGAGGAAGGGUAAGAGCGAACCUAGUAAACCCCAGGCUCCAAGGCUACGGAUGCAGGCUGAUGAACCAGCCAACUUUCUCCGACUUUCUUGUGCACUGAAGCUCUUCUGCAGCAGUUCAUUGUAUGGCACCGACGCGCUCAAGCCCAACUUUCAUUGGGCAGUCCAUCUUUCAGACCAAAUUCGCGACUUUGGCCCCGUUUAUAAUUUCUGGGCCUUUCUUUCGGAGCGGCUCAACAAGGUACUCAAAAGCUUCAAUGUUAAUAACUGGACUGGGGGUCAGGUGGAGAUCUCAAUGAUGCGAGAGUUUUCGAGA